Messenger RNA from Aspergillus niger, 1527 nucleotides. RefSeq lists its product as uncharacterized. Lineage: Eukaryota; Fungi; Ascomycota; Eurotiomycetes; Eurotiales; Aspergillaceae. The coding region runs from base 1 to 1527 and encodes 508 amino acids. The transcript is spliced from 4 exons. The record is from RefSeq and is a predicted model, not a curated record. Gene Ontology annotation, molecular function: DNA-binding transcription factor activity, RNA polymerase II-specific; zinc ion binding. Gene Ontology annotation, biological process: regulation of DNA-templated transcription.
AUGGACAGCGCUUCAACUACACGUAGUUGCCGGCGUUGUAGCCAGAAAAAGAUACGAUGUGACAAAUCCCAGCCUUGCGCGAGUUGCAUCAAGUCGGCCUCGGAGUGCAUCUUCCCAGGUCCCGGCCGAGCCCAACGACGAAAGAAACGGCCACUGAAGGCUCAACUUGUGUCGCGGCUGAAGAGCCUGGAGAAGGAGGUGCAGGUUUUGACUCACAAGCUGGAGGCUGUGAAUCAGAGGUCGAAACAGCAUCCCCUGACGACAGACAAUAGAGGCGCCGUAGAAGGCGAGCAUGGGAAAUUGUUAGUGGACAGAGAAUCCAUCCACUAUAUCAACCACCAGGUUCUUGUUAAUCUAGCAACCCAGACGAACGAAGAUAGCGAACACUUUAAGCAUCGUCUCGAGAAGGGGGAGGAUGAAUCUGCGGUGCAAGAAGUGGCAUCAAUCGGCAGGGAGUGUGAAUUGGCGACCGGGAAUCAAUUUGUGUUUCAGUAUUCGUCGAUGGCAGUUUCCCUGUCCGACUUCUACCCCAGCAGCGCCCAUCACCGUAUCUUAUGGAACUUAUUCGAGGAGAAUGUAGCCCCGCUGGCUAUGAUCUUUCAUAAACCGUGGCUUACUAGCAUCUUGAACAGUGCAGGUGCAACGGCUAUCGUGGAUGACAAGGCUUUCGAGGCUGUGAGGUUUGCCGUCUACUUUGCUGCCACUACCAGCAUGAGCCCAGAGCAGUGUACUGAAACAUCCAGCCAGGGCAGUCAUCCCUGCAGCGAUACUACCGAUGAUGCCGCCUUCGUCCGGGCUACGACAGCGGCUAUACAUCGCAUCGCACAGGGACUCGGGUUACAUCGCGAUGGUACCUACCCCGGACUGAGCCCUUUCGAAACCGAGCUUCAUUCAGAUCUGCGUUGUAGCAGCAGCAAUUACGAUGAAGGCGGCUCACUGAACGCGGUGAAAAGGCUCCAUGGGUUGAAAGAGAUACACAAUCGAUUGCAGAGGCAGUACCUGGGGCUCUGUGACGUCUCAAUUCCAUUGCAGUGGGUGACAGCCACCGUCAUCCGCCUGGCUCUUGCUCGAUCAUGGUUGAUUGCCCACCUCCCUGAAGGCAUGUCCGCGGCAGAGCAGGUGUCGUUGAUGGCACGCUCAGACGUGGAAGACCUCAAGCGGGGAAAGCUCUUCGUGACAGCCAUUGAAAUAUUGGAAUUUGCGUAUUUGCUCGAGACCGACCCUCGCACCAAGAAGUGGUCAUGGCUCUUCCAGGGAUACCCGCAAUGGCAUGCUGCCAUCUUUCUCCUUGAGCAGAUUGGCAUUGGACCACAGACAAUGCUGACUGACCGGGCCUGGGCUGUAGUAGUCAAAGUCGUCACACGUUGGAGAAACACCGACUAUCAAAAGGACGGGGUGAUCUCAAUCUUAGUCUCCCGGCUUAUGGCGCAAGCUGCAGUCGCACAGGGAUGCAUCUGGGACGGGAGAGAGAGAGAAGACGGGCCAGGAUCACCGCCUGAAAACCUAUCCUAUAGCAAGAAUCAAUAA